CGCACCCAGGCAGCUAUUUUCUAUGGAUACAAGCGGCAAAAAGUACAUUUCCUGUCUAAUUAAAUUGAAAAGUUCGAAAUCCCCAGAACUGUUGGUCAAGAUUACGAUCAAAGAACAUUAUUUCAAAUCAACAGUUCAGUAUGACGACAAUGGUAUCAUAAAUUGUGAUUCCUCAGCUCAGAUCACAUUAAAAAACGCUGUUUUUUUCCAGGCUGGUCCAGCUUACGCGCAUGCAAAUUUUGAAGUUGACAGACAGGCUAAAAGAGAGCAAGGAGGGGGAUAACAUGAGACAUUCUUGCAAGAAAGAACGAGAGACCGUGCAGCAGAGUGUGUCCGCGUCUGUCUUUCAGUCAAACCCUCUGUUUAUCAGCCCUCAUGUGGAUGUGAACACUUUAUAUAAUACUUUUGGCAGCAAAGAGAUGUGUGAUGAAAGACAGCCCUAAAGCAGGACAAAGCCAAUCAGUUACUAUGAGCAGUGAGCUCAAUGUGCCAAUGGGUUCCCCAGCUCAGGGGUACUCCGACAGGCUGCAGGAUGGUGGCGGAAUGGAUUACAGAGAUUGGGUUCGUCGCAGCUAUCUGGAGCUGGUCACCUCCAAUCACCACUCUGUCCAGGCUCUCUCGUGGAGAAAACUUUACCUCAGCAGGGCAAAGCUCAAAGCCUCCAGUCGAACCUCAGCCCUGCUGUCAGGCUUUGCAAUGGUGGCCAUGGUGGAGGUGCAACUCGAGAUGCAGUACAACUACCCACGAGUCCUUCUUAUCGCCUUCAGCGUCUGCACCACUGUGCUGGUUGCUGUCCACCUCUUCGCGCUACUCAUCAGUACAUGCAUCUUGCCCAAUGUCGAAGCCGUUAGCAACAUCCACAACCUCAACUCCGUCUCCGAAUCUCCCCACGAGAGAAUGCACCACUAUAUUGAACUCGCCUGGGGCUUUUCCACUGCCCUGGGAAUCCUGUUGUUCCUGGCAGAGGUGGUGCUCCUCUGCUGGAUAAAGUUCUUGCCAGUUGACUCUGGAGCACAAUCUGUGUCAGUCCUGGCAGCCCUGAAGCAGAACUGUAGCACCCCUGCAGUUCAACCCGGGUACAGCGGGUGGCAAGCGGCCUUGGCCUCCACCAUCAUCAUGGUGCCCGUUGGAUUAAUCUUUGUGGUGUUCACCAUUCACUUCUACCGCUCACUAUUGCGGCACAAAACAGAGCGGCACCACCAGGAGAUCGAGGAACUGCACAAGAUCAAGGUGCAGCUUGAUGGCCAUGAGCGAGGCUUGCAAGCAGUGUGAGAUCUGGCCAUGCUCUUUUUGGCAAUGUUUCAUUGCUUGACUCUUCAAGCUUUCAAGCACAUUAUAUCCCGUCUUCUUUUUGAGUUUUUUUGAGAAGAGAUGAUUUGUUGCCUGGUGGAAGGAUUGUCCAUUUAGAAACUGAGAAAGCUUUUCAGAAAAGGGGGAAAUUUCAACAGCAAGGGCUAUUUAUUUAUAUUUCUUUAGGCUGUAGGUCAUUUGGAGUGGUCUUUAUGUGCCAUUUUCUGUUUUCCUACCUCUGCAAAAUGAAUGUAAUAGAGCAGCGUGCUUUAAUAUCAUUAGCCUGUUUUGUGUUUAUUGGAAACUUUCUGAGCAAGCCUGGAGCAAUUUUGUGCCACAUAUAAAUUAGGCCGAAUGAAUGUGACAACUAGUGUUGGUCUUGGUUCCAUUAAGGAUCAGAGCUACUCUACAGAGAGUCACUGCCAGUAUGUCUGACUGAAAUGUACAGCUUUUAUAAUAUACAUGCCUGUAUGAGAUUCAGUUUGAUGAAAUAAAUAAAUAAAUAAAAUAAAAAAGGAUGCUGCACGCAUUGGGUCAGUCUCACAAAGAAAUGUCCAGGUCAUAUUUUAAAAGUCAAAAGAAAUUUAAGACUAUUUUGGAACAUUAAAGGGAUAGUUCACCCAAAAAGGAAAAUUCUAUCAUUAUUUACUCACCCUCUUUCCAUCUCAAGUGUGUCUGACUUUCUUUCUUCACCAGAACACAUUUGAAGAAAAUUAGAAAAAUAUCUCAGCUCAGUAGGUCCUUUAAAUGCAAGUGGAUGGUGAUUCGACAUUUGAAGCUCCAAAAAUCACAGACAGUCAGCAUAAAUGUCAUCCAUACGACUCCAGCGGUUACAUUAAUGUCUUCUAAAGUGACGCUAUAGCUUUUGGUGUGAAAAAGAUAUGUAUUUAAGUACUUUUUUUUAACUCUAAAUCAUGCUUCCGUUCUGCAGCGAUAUGCACGUGAUGUAAUCUCAAUGACAUUUGAAACACGCGAGAACUGACGCACGUGCGUCACAGCCAAAAGAGCUGCGUUGUUUACCACUGUGUAGGAGGAAUGCUGUACAGUAGCUUGGUUAGUUUUGGUUUAGAUCUAUAUUCAUCUGUUUCUUUACUCACAAUGGUGCGUUUGAGUGCUUAUCCUGGAUAUCUCAACCAAGUGUAGAACGUGAGAUUAUGUCCGUAUCUUGGCAUCGCGAAUACGUCACGAGCAGAGGUGGAAAGUAACAAAUUACAACUACUCUCGUUACAUUACUUUAGUAAAUGUUUCAAAUUUUUCUGCUUUAAGUAUAAUUAAAUAAUAGUACUUUUACUUGAGUUUAUUAAAAAAUAAGUAUUCAACAGUUAUUUUUCACCACAAUUAUAAGGUUCAAAAAAAUACAUAUUUCUGAAUUUUUGGGAAGAAGAAAGUUAUAAGCACUAAAUCUGUUUAUAAUUUAAAACGCGGUGUGCUCACCUGACGGAAGCCCACAGGGCACAGCAUCAUGAGCAGCUUGCAUAAACCGCCGCCGGUGUCCUCUCUUCUCUAGCUUCUUCAAGACUUUCUGUCCUGUCACUUUACAAGAACUGUAAUACUAUGAUUUUCUGCAUGUUUCAUUUUAUUCUGGAAAGGAGCCGUUCAUUCAGGUACGAGGGAACCGUCUGAACACGUUUAACCACUGAUCAAACGUCACUUGUUUUUAAGGUAGGCAAUGUUUUAACUGUGUCUAACAUUAACACAAUGUAGUUUGACAUAUGUGGGGAUAUCUUGUUACUUUCUAUUAUAUGUCAAAAACAAACUUUUAAAUACCUUAGAAAAGAGACAAUGCCAAUACUGUCGGAAAAUAACGGGGACUCUGGACAAAAAUAUACCCAAAAUAUGCCCAUGCCACGAGUUCCAGUGUUUUAUUAAUAAUAUCUAUAUAUGAUAUAGUUACAAUUACAUACAUUGCAGUUUUCUUUUGACUUUUCACUGAACAUUAUUUCCCCCUGCCGUCCGGUUCCUCACACCAUUAUGCGCACAAACGGGCUCUCCGCUUCUAUCAGUCUGCAUCAGUUCGGUAUUUUACUCCCGCAUUAAAUUCCAUAACCUCUUGUUCAAAAUAAACUGUCCUAGCGGGUAACACUCUUGCUCACGGUGCUGUACUACUCUACUUCCCUUCCCUGUGCUGCUGUUUAUCUGUCUGAAAAGCCUCACCCGCUAGAGGCCAAAAGUGCGCAAGGGAUGAAUGUUAUAUAAAGAACGUUAAAUAUCACAAAUUAUAAUGUAACCAAAUGCUACAAUUUACUUAAUAAUAAUAUCUCAAUAUGUUAAAUAACCAUAAUGUAACUGUAAUACAUAACUGUAAUACAAUAAUACAUAUGCAGAACAACCACUUUUAGUGUUUGAAUCAGUCAUGUCGCUCACUAAACACUGUGUGAAAUGUUUAUUUUUGCCUUAUUUUAUUCAGUUGACAUGUAGGAGUUGAUAACAGUUUGAUUAAUAAUCUCGUCCCAUAUCUGGAUAAUUGCUGCAAUAUCAUAGAGGAUAAAUUUCCUCCUAUAUGAUAUUGCAUUAUAUUAGUUUUGUACAGUAUCUUAACUUUAUAGCCAAAAUACUUGGACAUACAUGAAUGAGAAUAAACCUGAAGUAGGAAUGUGUUUCAGUCACAUGCACAUUAUGUAGUUUAGAGACGAUUUAGAGACAUUUAAAAUGUUACAAAUGGCUAUUUCUAUUUAAAUAAAUGAUGAAUUCUUAAAAUGUUCUGUUUGUCCAAGAAUCUUCUUGCAGCAAUGCAGGUCUUUGGCAUUUAGAAACUGCUAGUUUAGGACCUGUGAGGAGUUAUGUUUUCAAAACAGUAAUGCAUGAAAUAGCCUUCAUCUCUCUAAAACAAUAGACUUCAGGAGAAAAUAGAAUUUCAGGAGAAAUGUGUUUCUUUUUGCCUAUUUUUAAAACAAAAAUUUGACUUGCAAGUGUAAAGCAACUUGUAAGAACUCAAUACCUCAGCAAAUGGGGAAAAAACCCACUGUACUGUGAUUUCCGCAUGGUAGUGCAACCAUUUUCAAUUGUUCUAAUAAUAAUAAUAAGAAUUUUCUUGAGUACCAAAUUAGCACUUUAGAAUGCUUUUGUAAGGAAUAGGUGACACAGUACAUGUUUGCCAUCACGGGUAAAGAAAUUUAAUAAAUACCACUUAAAACAAUUACUUCAAACCCUAAUAGUAAUUAGCUAUUAAUUAUUUUGGUAGUAUUUUUAAUGACUUCAAUGCAUCCUUGGUGAAAGGAAGCAUCAGUUUCUUUCAAGAACAAAAAUGUCUUGAAUGAAAAUUGGGAGGAGAGACCUUCAAACAGCAAAAACAAAAUUCAAUACGUUCUUGACCUGAGAGCAAAACUCCACACACUGGGGCAAUUAAGACAGGAGAAUUUCCUCCAGGCUCAAGAACAUCAAAUCCAGCUGUAUAAUAGGGGUACUCGGCUACGGGAAUUUACACUGGUAGAUAAAGUCCUUGUAUUGCUCCCCACAUCGAGCUCUAAAUUACUCGCCAAGUGGCAAGGACCCUUUGAGGUCACACGGCGAGUUGGGGAAGUCGAUUAUGAGAUUAAACGAACAGAUAGAGGCGAAGCAUGUCAGAUUUACCACCUCAAUCUCCUAAAACCGUGGAGAGAGGCGGUUCCCGUGACUUUGGCGACAUUGGAUCUGGAGAGGGAGGGGCUGGAACCGGAGGUGAACUUAAAAGCUACCGAUCGAGUCACCCCAGUCACUUGCGGAGACCACCUCUCACCAUCACAAGUCACGGAGGUUGCCAGGUUGCAAGGAGAAUUCUCCGACGUGUUCUUGCCUUUCCCCAGUCAUAUGAAUCUCGUAGAGCACCAUAUCGAAAUGACCCCAGGGGUAGUGGUAUGCAGUCGUCCCUACCAUUACCCGAGCACAGAAAAGAAGUGGUUGAGGAAGAAUUAAAGACCAUGCUAGAUAUGGGGUAAUAGAAGAAUCCCACAGUGACUGAGCUAGCCCGGUGGUGCUGGUUCUGAAGAGUGAUGGCUCUGUGUGGAUUAUAGAAAAGUCAAUGCGGUGUCUAAAUUUGAUGCGUACCCAAUACCUCGGAUUGAUGAACUGCUCGAUUGGUUAGGCGCAGCUCGUUAUUAUUCGACACUGGAUUUAACGAAGGCAGAUCCCCUUAACUCCCAUGUCCCGUGAAAAGGCGGCAUUUUCCACACCGUUCGGAUUACACCAAUUUGUGAUGUUUCCGUUCGGUUUGUUCGGGUCCCUGGCUACGUUUCAGCGGCUCAUGGACCAAAUCCUCUGACCGCACACUGCUUAUUCCGCUGCCUAUCUGGAUGAUAUCAUUAUUUACAGUAAUGAUUGGACUGCAGCAUCUGAGGGCUGUCCUGAGGUCGUUGGCGGAUGGCUCCCUGGCCUGAGUCAGGCGAUAGGGGUAUGUGGUGAUGUGGGCGUGGCUGAGCGACAUCUGUGGAGAGCGAGGCCGGGAGAGGAAGAACAGUAAGGAUUGACACCUGUUGGAAAUUAUCUCUAACAGCUGUUUGGUUUGUGUUUAGAUUUAGAGCUGGAGUCACGGUGGGGGAGAGAUAUGCACGCAGCAGUGUCUGUGUGCAUUCCUGUAUAUUGUGCUGAAAAGCAAAACCAUUGCAUAUUGUAAAAUAAAGUUAAUUUGGAGCUGACAUCCCCAUCCCCCACUUCCUCAUUCAUAAGAGUUAGUGAUCUGUCACAAUACUAUAUAUAGUAUCAUUUUCAUAAAGUAACUUGUAACAAAAUUACUUGUAGUUUUUCGGCAAACUACUUAUUUACUCUUACAUGAGUCAUAAUAUUUCUCAGUACUUCUACUUGUACUCAAGUGAAUUAUUUCUUCAGUAGCAGUACUUAAGGAAAAAAAAUCUGUACUCUUUCCACCACUGGUCACGAGAGAGUGCUUGAACUCCACCCUGAAGCUUACAGAAAGCGUUGGAUUAUUGUUAAAAUGUACUUAAAUACUGAUCUUUUUUCGCACCAAAAGCAAUCAUACAGUGGGGGAAAUAAGAAUUGAAAGCUUCAACAUUUUUUUCAGUAAAUAUAUUUUUAAUGAGGCCAUUCACAUGAAAUUU
Messenger RNA from Myxocyprinus asiaticus (Chinese sucker), 6320 nucleotides. RefSeq names its product protein orai-2-like. Gene Ontology annotation, molecular function: store-operated calcium channel activity. The record is from RefSeq and is a predicted model, not a curated record. Gene Ontology annotation, cellular component: membrane. Gene Ontology annotation, biological process: store-operated calcium entry. The coding region runs from base 427 to 1272 and encodes 281 amino acids. NCBI's taxonomy places the organism in Eukaryota, Metazoa, Chordata, Actinopteri, Cypriniformes, Catostomidae. The transcript is spliced from 5 exons.